AUGAGUGGCAGCGGAGUGCAAGAUACAGGACUUGUGCGCCGUCCACCCGUGCAUCCGUCACGGUCGUCCGCAUCAGUGUCGCCUUCAAGCUCCUCUGCCAAUGUAGCGUUACGCCCCCCCAUCCACCCCUCGCGCUCGUCUGUGAACAGUUCUGUUGGUAGCUCCAGUCCGAGCGCUCUGCCUGCUCCGCCGCCAUACGCCAGCCCUAACUUAUCGCCUGCACCCCCUCCAACCGCACCCAGACUAAGCCCAAAGGCACCCCCAACCCAGCUACCUCCCAGAGACUUCCGUCCAGAGUCGUCUUCCUCCCACCUUCCUCCUGCCAGUCCUGUCACCCAAGCGACACCGUCUCUGCCUCCCCGGCCGAGCGCACCAGCUGCAGCUGCCGUAUCUUCGCCACCGCUUUCAUCUUUCACGGCUUCAGAGGAAGAUUCGGGGUCCGAAUCGGACUCGGAGAGCGGUGCCGCUACACCCACACCAGAGCUCGGGGGAGGGCCGUCCACAGACACCCUUGGGACUCCGAUAGAGUCUAAGGACGAAGAAGAGCUGUCCGAGAUCCAGCUGCGUGAGCUGUACGAUGACGAGGAAAUCGACAGGUUCCUGAACCUGUUUUCUUCGUAUGUCCGGGAAGUACGAGCAACGCAGCCGGCGGGUGCUGGACCCGGCCGUGGCGGGGAGCCUGCGUCCGCAAGUGCUCCUGAUAUCACGGAGCACGGUCCUUCAGUCCCGUCUCCCUCCACAGCGAGCCUGGCACCGCCCACGAAGAUUAAUUGGGACAGACCAAUUUCAGAAGCGAUCGCAAUGGAACUCGUCGUUCCCUUAUUGCCUCCUCCCCGUGCCCCCCUUCCAAAUUUCUCUAUAGGACGAUUGAGGCAGACGGCACAGCGACUCUAUGUGGCGCUCGAGCCGAUGUACACUCGGCUUGGCGUGCCGUUGCUCAGGCUCGCAACGUGGACGGACCCCAGGCAAAGCUUCGUGUACUGCGCUCUCUACUGGAUACUGUGGUACCAUGGCUUGCUACUGUCUGCUUUCGCUCUGGGCGUCCUAUACGAGCUCGUGCGCAGGAAGCUCCAUCCUUAUCCCAGUCUAGCCGAGCUUCGGGAGCAUCGGCGUAGCAUCGACCGAUCACAGGCCGUCGGCCGUCUGCUCGCUACCCGCUUGGCGAAUGCACCCUCUUUGGGUGUUCGAGACGUCUGGGACAUCUUCGGGGACUACAGACAUCUACGGAAGCUGAAGAAGGCGAAGAGGGAGGCUGCUGGAAAGAUUGGACCAGACGCCACUGAGGAGCUUGUCAGCGGGGAUGACACUUCCACCAUCCGUAGCGCAUCCCUCAGCACUGGCGAUUUGCCUCAACCCCAAGACGGUUCAGCACAAGAAGCGCAGGAGGAUGCGGAUCUGAAACGUCUCGGUCUCUUCGUCAUGAACGAGACCGCCGACUUCCUGGAGCGUAUCAAGAACAUCUUCCUGUGGCGCGAGCCGACAGCUUCGGUUAUCUAUGGCACGGUCAUCCUAGGGUGGUUCCUGUUUGGCUUCUUGCCCGCACGGUAUCUCGUGAAACUUGUGGGAGCCGUCGUAGGGGGAGUCUUCUGGCAUGUCAUACCUGUCGCGGUGGCGAUCCCACCUUCUGAGAGGAAUCGCUUCCCGUCGCCGCUGUCGAUCGUCCCCACCGACACUGAAUACGCCAUGGAGCUCAUCUCGCAACGCGUGGCUCGGGGGCUGCCUGUCAAAGCGAGGCGGAAGAGAUUCGGAAGGCAAUCUUCCAAGUCGAGCCUGUUCGAGGCCGAAAGCGCCCUGGGACAUGGAAGCAGCUCGUCCGUCGACUGGAAGAAGGUCGGCGAGCGGAUCGCGACGACGAAGGAGAUGGCAGGCGACCUGAAGGGCAUCUUCCGCGAUGGACAGGCGAACAGCUGGAAGGCGCUUAACCCGCUGGCGUCCAAGACGGUAGCGACGCAUGGCGGGCUCGAGCCGUGCAUCGAGACGCAAACGUUCCCCGCAACGACGAGAGCACAUGGGCCGGGUUUGAUCACCCUGACAUCGACAACGCUCUUCUUCACUCCUUUGUUAUCGUCCCAUCCCGUGCUGACGAUUGAGCUGGCCAACGUCAGCGGCGUAAAGAAGACGAAGCUGACGAAGGGGCUCGAUAUCCGCUACUCGUACCAGUCCGAGUCCGGGCGGACAGAAGACAAGGAGGCGUCAUUCCAGCUGGUCGGUGCCCGCAGCGAGCUGUUCGCCCGUCUGGUGGGCUCAGGAGGGAAGAAGUGGGCGAAGGUGUAG
Molecule: messenger RNA, 2274 nt
Organism: Dichomitus squalens LYAD-421 SS1
Lineage: Eukaryota; Fungi; Basidiomycota; Agaricomycetes; Polyporales; Polyporaceae
Exons: 9
Coding region: 1-2274 (757 amino acids)
Biological process (GO): apoptotic process; negative regulation of toll-like receptor 9 signaling pathway
Source: RefSeq, a predicted model, not a curated record